UUCAAUAUGGAUUAUGAUCCCAUCCCAACUGUUGUACCAGCCGAACCCUUAGAUGUCGAAGCUGAUACGGUGGCAUUGCGAACAGCCAUGAAAGGUUUCGGCACCGAUGAACAGGCCAUUAUUGACAUAUUAACAGCACGGUCUAAUGCCCAACGCCAACUGAUAAAGGAGAAUUUCUUGCGUGAAUAUGGCCGUGAUUUGAUCGAAGAUUUAAAAAGUGAAUUGGGUGGUAAAUUUGAAGAUGUUAUCAUUGCCCUGAUGAUGACCCCAGUACAAUAUUUGUGCAAGCAAUUGCAUAAAGCUAUGGCCGGUAUGGGUACGAAUGAAAGUGCUCUGGUGGAAAUACUCUGCACCAAAUCGAAUGAAGAAAUGGCGGAAAUUGUGAAGUGCUAUGAAGAUAUGUAUGAUCGUCCAUUGGCCGAACAUAUGUGUAGCGAAACGUCGGGUCAUUUUCGUCGUUUGUUAACAUUAAUUGUAACAGGUGUUAGAGAUCCCGUCGGUACAGUAGAUCCCGAUAAAGCUAAGGAACAAGCUGAACAAUUGUACAAUGCUGGUGAAGCCAAAUUGGGUACCGAUGAAGAAGUGUUCAAUCGCAUUCUGGCACAUGGUAGCUUUGCCCAACUGCGUUUGGUUUUUGAGGAAUACAAACAAUUGUCGGGACAGACAAUUGAACAGGCCAUCAAACAUGAAAUGAGUGGAGAGUUGCAUGAGGCAAUGAUGGCCAUAGUUGAAUGUGUACAAUCUCCACCGGCCUUCUUUGCCAAUCGCCUGUUCAAAGCCAUGGAUGGUAUGGGCACCGAUGAUACCACAUUGAUACGCAUUAUAGUUUCACGUUCGGAAAUUGAUUUGGGUAAUAUUAAAGAAGAAUUUGAACGUAUUUACAAUCGCACUCUGGUCAGUGCUGUUAAGUCGGAAACAUCGGGUGAUUACAAACGUGCCCUGUGUGCCUUAAUUGGUGGUGCAUAAAUUUGUACAAUAAUUACUAAUAACAACGAAUCUCUUUGGCCAAAAAC
Molecule: messenger RNA, 1013 nt
Organism: Musca vetustissima
Lineage: Eukaryota; Metazoa; Arthropoda; Insecta; Diptera; Muscidae
Product: annexin B10-like
Exons: 4
Coding region: 7-966 (319 amino acids)
Cellular component (GO): cytoplasm
Molecular function (GO): calcium-dependent phospholipid binding; calcium ion binding
Source: RefSeq, a predicted model, not a curated record